AUGAGUCCCAGGCGCACGGGCCUGCUGUGCUUGCUGUGCCUUUUGGGCAUCACAGCCCCGCGAUGCGAUGCGGACUUGGGCGGCGCCAUAGGGAAGUGCAAGGCGCGGAUGCGGGCCCGAGGGUACGAGUGCUUCGAGGAGGGGCACGUGGGGAUCGACUGGAGCCCGCUGGAGGACGGACCGAUCGCGGCGGAAGACGCGGACGGCAAAGAUCGAGAGAUGAACCAGGCAGCGCGGGGGCUGUGGGCGGCCAACGGGCUGGGAGAGCCGAACGAGGCCGACGCGAUGACGGUGCUAGCCGAUGGCACGGUGUGCGUGCGGCGGGGCGGCGCCGGACUCAACGACUCCGAUGGGGCGAUCCCGCGACCGGCCCCAGCUGGAGGGCGAAGAUUGGCGGGGCACCUUCGCCACGAACGGGGGACAAUGGCAGAUUCCAUGCCAGAACCGGGAAUUAUGAGGGAGAGAGGGGUUGGAGCUGGCGGAAAUGGGCGCGGCGUGCUGCAGCUGGGUGGGGGAAGAUCCUUCGGCGUGGAGCCGGGGCUGCCGGACACGUCCGGCGGACGGGUGAGGGUCCCGAUCGACCGGUCGACCGAGGAGCCGCUGAGCUCCGUGGGUCAGCUGGGGGUGGGCUGCUCGGCCACGCUGGUGGGCCCAUGCCACUACCUGACCGCCGGCCACUGCGUGUGGAACGACGCGAGAUUCCAGCGGCGUGCGGGUAACGACUUCAACCCAGGGAGGAACGGCGGUGAGCUGGCGCAGCCACUUGGGCGGUGGCAGGCGCUGCAGGUGUACCCCGCGAUGCGGUUCACGCUGUUCGGGAACAGCAGGAACGACGCGGCGCUGGUGCAGGUGGAGGGCACGCCGGGACUGGAGCUGGGGUACAUGAACUUCAGCGCGGAGGGGCUCCCAUCAAACGUCCUGCUGAACAUCGCUGGAUACCCUGGUGACAAGCCAAUAGGUGAAAUGUGGUUUGACUCUUGCGAUGCCAGCUUUCCCGACAGCGAACAAUCCGAGUUUGAAGAGUUUGAGGGGCUGGUUGGGCAUGACUGCGAAACUGCCCCAGGAAACUCUGGCUCUGGGAUGUGGACGUAUUCCCCUGAGGACGGGAGCCGUGUAAUUGCCGCCAUCCACACUGCCAGAUUCGUGGGAUUUAACUUUAACUUCUUCAUUGAGGCAGUUGAUGAACCCAAGGGUGUGCACCUAGCGGGAGACCUGCUAAGGGAGCUGCAAAGUGUGAUGGAUGACAUGGAGUGUGUUCCGUCCUGA
Ostreobium quekettii is the source of this 1266-nucleotide messenger RNA. The record is from the annotation of a GenBank genome assembly. Lineage: Eukaryota; Viridiplantae; Chlorophyta; Ulvophyceae; Bryopsidales; Ostreobiaceae.